CAAUCAAGUCAUUCUUCCCGUCAUCGUCCAAACCCAGUCAAUCCAGCGAGCGAGGCAGUCGUACAGUACAUGACUAUGGUGUGCGGUGUGUCUUUGCUCUAAAAGUACUUCUUCGGAAACGUAUUGCUUAAAUUACUCUCACAUUUGAAGAUUUAAGAUCCAUUGUCAACACUUGACAUGCUCCCGACACAUAUCCUUGAGAUCUGGGCCAUUCUGCUAGUCAUCCUAGCCACGAUCAUCGUGAUGAGCUUCCUGCUGGCAUGCCCAGCAGCUUCCGUCGUUAUCUACAGGAUUCGGACUAGCCCCAGCAGGCCCGUGAAUUCCUGAUGCUUAAAACGGAAACAGCCGAACACAGGCUUGUCACGUGCUCCUGCCUGGAUUGGAUGAGAGCCAAGUGGAAAGAGGUCCCCAACCUGACAGCGUUGGCCCGUUUCUGAAUGACUGCACAAAAAGAAAGUUUACUGACUUGUGAACAUGCAUGGUCAUAUUCUUAUAGAAUCUGUAUUUAAUUGUUUUGUUAUUAUUGUGACCAUGAGGCCAUUUAAUAUGUUAAUGGGACAGAAACUCAGCAAGUGCCAAUGUGUAUUUAAAUAGUGAUAUUAUGUGAGGUAACUUAAAAUGUCUUAAGAAGAUGACAUUUAGGCCUAUUGCAACUAGCUGAAAGACCAUAAAUACUGCUAACAGGAAACAGUCUAUUCAAACAGGAAAAGCAAAAAAUAAAUUAAAAAAAUAACCAGACUACUGUUUUGUGUAAGUACUUUGCAGUACUAAAACCAGACUAUUUCAAAUGUUCAAGUAAGUCUGGCAUUCUCAUACGAUGUUCUGGUCGUCAUGAAGUCGUGACAAGCUUCGCGUUUGGAUGUCAGCUAGCUGAUUGGAGGUGGGACAGCCGGCCGUCACCAGUAUCUGUCACUCGGCCGUUAUCAGUGUUUUCACAGCUGUUUCCAUUUUGAGUGCUCUGAUGUGUGAAGUCACAUUUAACUCAUGGUUAUUUUUUCAUUUUCAAGUCAUUCCACUCAUUUUUUGCAGUUAAGUAAACAUUAAAGCAGUUUAAUCAUGGUGCGCAAUUUUCACAGUGAAUGGACCCUUUUAUAGCGCACAUAGGCAUUGCAAAGAAAAGUCACAUAUAUGCUUAAUUUAAUCUCCAAAGUAUGUAGUUAAGCAGCAGCUACAUGAAACAAUGUGUGAUUACAAUUUGUAGUUCAACUUCUGAAAACAAGAUUUUUUUUAUACUUUGUGAAUAUGUAUUAAAUUCUGGUUGAAGCAGUUGUAUAUUUUAUACAUGAUGACAAGUUGACUAAAGUCAAGCAUUUUGUUAAAUUGAAACACUUCAGUAGUACAAGUGUCCAAAAUGAUGUAAGUGAAUGCUACAAGUAGUCAUCUGUUUAUUAAAAAAAUGUUUCUAUGUAUCUUUUAAGGAGUGUUUCACUGGCUCAGGUUGAAUCUGAUACUUUUAACCAAAAAUGCAUUCAGUGGCUUACAACGGACAUUUCUUCACCUUCUAAUCUCUCUCUUUCAUGGAUUUUAAUCUGACGUGUCUUUACUUCAUGGCCGAAAGGCCAAGUCUUUUUCUAAGAGCUGGGUUGCAUAGAAGACCUUUAAUGGCCAUUGGGAAAUCUCGCUUUUUAUUGUUAUUGGUUAUUUUCCGAAUGCCCAUGCCUACUGCAAUGUUUUAUUUAGGAGUGUUAUGAACAUUACCUCUUUGAAAAUGAUCAAUACAAAAUUUAGCUGUGCAUUUAAAAAUGUACCUACCUUGUGUGUGUGUGUGUGUGUGUGACAGUGCCUUGCAAAUUGCCCCUUUAAAACACUCUAAGAUUUUCAACAAAACUGUGUAUGGAGAAAAUGGAGGUAAAGUUAAAGGCAGGGAUCCCACAGAUGUCCUCUUUAGGCACAUUUCUGUUGGCCUGCCACGUAGUCUGCCCGCAAGUCAAUGAUUCAUUGAGUGUACAGGUAACAUAAUGACCAAUAAAUUGAGAUUAAACCGAA
Messenger RNA from Paramormyrops kingsleyae, 1986 nucleotides. Its product is annotated as small integral membrane protein 3. NCBI's taxonomy places the organism in Eukaryota, Metazoa, Chordata, Actinopteri, Osteoglossiformes, Mormyridae. The record is from RefSeq and is a predicted model, not a curated record.